Molecule: messenger RNA, 8912 nt
Organism: Scatophagus argus
Lineage: Eukaryota; Metazoa; Chordata; Actinopteri; Scatophagidae
Gene: frem1a
Product: Fras1 related extracellular matrix 1a
Exons: 36
Coding region: 1543-8106 (2187 amino acids)
Biological process (GO): cell communication
Cellular component (GO): membrane
Source: RefSeq, a predicted model, not a curated record
ACUCAGGCUUCUAGAGACUUGAAUUACAUUGAAUGAGCUGCAUAGAGCAAUUUUAUGUUUUUUUUUCAUUGUAAAAACACUCCCUAUCUGUUUCAGUUGUUUAGGAAAAGUUGUUCUGCAAAGCUCCAGAAAUGUGACUUCUAAUGAAUGAUAAAUUCAAGUCUCUUAUAGAUGCUCUUGACUAGUGAUGGUGCUUCUAAUGCAUUAUGACUGCCUAUACUCACCUAUACACACGUCAUAAUUGUCACGGUCCUGGCUAGGUGAAAGGUUGUUACUGAUGUUUAGAUUCAGCAAAUUCCACAGCCUACUGAUAUGGGUUAAUUGCUGAGCUGUUAAGUAGUUGUUGGGUGUCUUUUUGAACUUUGGAAGCAGCCAGGCUAGCUGGGACCUCUGCUCCCAAGUGUUUAUGUUAAACUAAGUUAACUGACUCGUGAAUACAGCUUGAUCUUUAAAGGACAGACAAAAGACUGAUAACAAUCUCUUCCUCUUCCUCCCAGAAUGAAGGUGGUUCCAUGUAUUACUGUGACUGUUUAAGCAAAAGCCUGAUCCCUGAUGUCUGAUAUACGGUACAUCAAAUUUUCUUUUUAUUUAGAAACCAUGUAUUAGCUUAUUGUGCAACUGAUUUAACUUAGGAGGGGUUGAAGGAUGCAAUAGAGAAAGCAAGUUCAUCAUUGUCUAGCAUAACCAUACGGAUUAUGUCCCUCUUUAUCACAAACAUUUCUAUGACUUGAAAAUAUGGCAGCAAUCCAGCUGUGGUUAAUGUCCAAAACUUGCAGUAUUGUCUAGAUCAUGGAGAACCACCAGCAAGGUUUUGUGAUUUACACAGAAAGGCAUUCCUUGGCAAAUCAGGACCCCACUUGUUGUAAUGAGUUUGGACUUAGAACUAAUCAUUUAAAAUAAUUUAUGAGCUGAUCAAAUCUGAAAAGCAAAUUUUAUAUGUUCAGCACAGGAGGACAUGUACUUCCCAUACAGUUAAUGGUUCACAUUGAAAUCUACUAAAUAGUCACCUGAGUGUGUUUUUGGUUUGUUAAUUUGUUUCCUUUUUGUUGAAGCUGCACCAAUCAAUAUACUUAUAUUAACAAUGGAUCAAAUGACUGUGCACAGUAUCAUCUAACGUCAUUCAUAUUGAUAAACCCACAGAGAAUUCUUACCAACUCUGAAUCUCUUUUAGACUCUUUCAGCUUAUUGUUUUGGUUUUCAGGAAAAUGCUCUGACAAAGCCACUGUACACUAGCUGCCCAACAUCAAACAGGAGACCGACAAAGUAAGCAGCUAGAUGGUGAACAUAGUGUGGUGGAGACCAAAACAGAGCUAAAAGGAGAGUAAAUGCUGGACUUCUUCUGAAACUUGUUUAAUGUCUUUUACAGCUUCUGGCCGAUCAUGUAAACUGGUAAAAGUAAAACAUACCACAAUAUCAACAUACAACCAGAGGAAGUUGCAGCUUCUUCUCAGAGCCUCAUAUUGAAGUCUGUUUCUGAAAGCGAUCCUGCUUUUGUUUGGAGCCUUGAAGACCCUACAGAACGUUGGCUUGUGACUGACAGUGAUGGGUUCACAGGGUCAAACACUGGCCUGGACCUUGCUUCCAGUGCUUCUGCUGGGAAUGACCUACUCAUCACACAGUUCCCUUGUGAAAGUCAAUAAAGGUUUAAAGGUGAAACGAGGGCAGUCAGCCUACCUCCAGGAGGGUGACCUGCAGUUCCAAAUUCCCUGUCAGAAGGAUGCCUGCAAGGUGGAGGUGGUGUUAAAUGAGCCUAUAACUCAACGAGUGGGAAAACUGAUGCCUCAGGUAUUUGAUUGCCACUAUCUAGCUGAUGAGGUAAAGUACGUUCAUAACGGAUGUCCAUUGUUGAAGGAGGACACUGUCAAACUUCAGCUGUACAGAUUGACCGAGACAGAGACAUACGUGGAGGUAUUUUUUCUCCAUGUGGACAUUAUGGAACCUGAAUGCAGUAUCAUAAAGCUGGGGCCCAAAUCCCUGGAGGUUCCUGAAUUCUAUGGCAUCUCUGAUGCUGUGGAUGGCAAUGUGGUGUCCUUCCAUUAUGAGAAGAAGUCUAGCCUGGAGUGUAUUGUCCAUUUAAGCAGCUAUGACACCCACCUGCCAGCCCAUGGCCAACUGGUUACCGGCGAACCAGAGAAAGCUACAAAGAGAGGAGAUGAGCCAGAAAGCUUCAUCCACUUACGUCAGCAGCUAGAUAAUAAAGCCAGAGCGAUGUGUAAAUCUGAAGACUGCCUGAAGGGUUUGAAGCUAGUGAAGAUCACCAAAAUUCCCUGUGAUGACUUCUUGUUGAUGGGGCUAAGGUAUCAGCACAUAGAUCCUCCAUCUCCAGAUGUAGACUACAUUGCAAUCCGAAUGGACCUCAAGGACACCAAGAGCGGCAGCAUAUAUCAGUCUGAACAGGCCUGGAUACCAGUGCAGAUAUACGGUGCAAUGCCCAAUCAGCCUCCCAAACCGUCCUUCAUGUCUAUGUUUAUCCUGGAAGUGGACCAGUUCAUCCUCACUCCGCUAUCCACUGCUACACUAGACGCUGAAGAUGAGGAAACUCUCAAACAGCUUUUGGUUUUCAACAUCACCAAACCCCCUGUGGACGGCUUCAUCACACAUUUAUCUGAUCACACACGCCCAGUCUCCUCCUUCACAUGGCUUGAUCUAAAUGACAUGCUCAUUGGAUAUCAACCACCAAACUCCUCACAUACCCAACGUCGGAAUUAUGAGGUGGAAUUUGAAGUUCAUGAUUUUUUUUUUGAGAAGAGCCAACCAAUGACUGUUCAUAUGUCUGUAAGGAAUUCAGACACAAAUUCACCCAGAGUGUCUUGGAAUAUGGGCCUCAGUCUGUUAGAAGGUCAGUCCCGACCAAUAAUGUGGGAGCAGCUCCAGAUUGUGGAUAGUGAUAACUUGAAUGCUGUUCGAAUCAUCACUGUGGACGGCCUGCAGCAUGGACGACUUACUGUCAGAGGUGGAAAGAGCUUCAUGUUCACUGUCAAUGACAUCAAAACGGGUGUAGUUCGCUAUCACCAUGAUGACAGCGACUCCACCAAAGACUUCAUAAUCUUCCGCAUCACUGAUGGCCACCAUCAGACCCGACAUAAGUUCCCCAUCAAGAUCCUGCCAAAGGACGACAGCCCUCCAUUUCUCAUCACUAACAUGCUGCUGGAGGUGUCUGAGGGCAAGAUGGUUUUGCUAACAGACUCAACCCUCCAGGCUUCAGAUAUGGACUCCAGCGACGACUAUGUCCUCUUUAACAUCACGCGCCCCCCACAGGCGGGAGAGGUCAUGAAAAUCCCAGGACCUGGACUCACGGGUUAUCCUGUCAGACACUUUCUGCAGAAAGACCUAUCUCAGUCCAUGGUUUACUAUCGACACCUAGGAAAUGGGGUCUUUGCUGACUCCUUCGAGGUGGUGCUGUCCGAUUUCCAUGACCCUCCCAACCUGUCAGAGUCUCAAGUGGUAAUGGUGCACAUAGAGCCUGUUCCAGACAAACCACCAAAAGAGGUUCCUGGUUCCAGUCGGUGUCUUGUCAUUAAAGAAACAGAAGUGGUUCAUAUAACAAGGAAACAGCUUCACUUUGUAGACCAGGAGUCCCCAGAAAGUGAGCUUACAUAUACAGUCACCACUCCGCCUUUCUACAUCGGUCCUAACAGGAGUCCAGAUGCAGGGACAUUGUUCUUAGUUGACAGCAUACCCAAAUUCACUAAAGACUCCAAUGCACCAGUGCUGAGACUCUUUACACAGCAUGCAGUGAACUUCAUGAAAGUAGCCUACAUGCCUCCAAUCAUGGACAUUGGCCCGUACCCCCAGCAUAUCCAGUUUGUUCUGUCUGUAACCAACCACCUGGGCAAAACAGUCACUGGGAUCUGCUUUAACAUCACUGUGAUGCCAGUAGACAACCAGCCACCACAGGUGAUCACCAAUCCUAUGACUGUUGAUGAAGGAGGGGAGUGCUUGGUCAGCCCUGAGAACUUGCUGCUGUCAGAUGUGGACUCCAUGGAAGAAGUCCUGCAGGUGCAGCUUCAGAAGGAACCACAGCAUGGAGCUCUGCAGCUAGGCACCCUCCUGCUAAAACAAGGCCAUGUUUUCACUGUGCAAGACCUGAAAAGCCUUAAAGUUAGAUACAAUCAUGACAGCUCAGAAACUGUAGAGGACAACAUUGAAUUCACUGCAACAGAUGGCACAAAUUCAGUCAGUUUUAUCCUGCAAAUAAAGGUGAAUCCUAUCAAUGAUGAGGUCCCAGUGUUGAUCGCUGGUUUAAAACCGGUUCUCAGCUGUGGGGAGGGACAGGAAAUAGUCAUCACUGCAGAGUUUAUUUACGCUACUGAUGCAGACAGUGACAACAGCAGCCUGGCCUUCCUCAUCGCCCGGCAGCCGUAUCAUGGUGUGGUGCUCCGAAACAGUGUCAUUGUCGAUCGCUUCAUCCAAGCAGACAUCACUGCAGGGAUCAUUACCUACAAACACACAGGGCUGGAGAUUGGACUAACUCCUCACCAUGACACCAUCACCUUUGUCAUUUCUGAUGGAGAAACUGAAAGCUCAGCUCUGUGCUGUGCUGAAGGACAUCCCACCAAAACCAGAGGCACAGCUCAGAUACGGGACAGUCUGCCUGUCUAUGACCUCCACAUCACAGUGUUUCCAGUUGACAGCCAACCACCUUCACUUACAACAGGAGACAUCUUUAUAGUGGAUGAGGGUGGGACUGCUCCGAUAACUGCAUCUCAUCUGAAGGCCGCUGAUGUGGACACUGUCAUGAAUGAGCUGGUGGUCAGUCUGAUUUCUCCUCCCCAGUUUGGCUACAUUGAAAAUGUCCUGCCCAGCCCUGGCUUUGAGAAAAGCAACACAGGCAUAAGCAUAGCCUCCUUUUCAUACAAAGACAUCAUUGACGGCUAUGUAAACUAUGUACAGUCCAGACACCAGAGGAUGGAGCCCACAGCCGAUCAAUUCAUGCUCUGUGUAUCAGAUGGCAAACGCAGCUCUGCCCAUGUCCCCUUCUACAUCAUUAUUAAUCCCACAAAUGAUGAGAUUCCAGAGUUUGUGGCUCAUAACAUCACAGUGCGAGAAGGAGAGAUGAAGCAGCUGGAUUCAUCAGUUUUGCAUGCGAUGGACCUGGAUGUACCCAAGAACAUCCUGCACUUUAGUGUAGUUAAAGCCCCACAGCAUGGCAGCAUCAUCAACCACAGCAAUGAAAAGCUAGUCUACAAGAAACGGGAGGCCAGCCGUCAACUGUCAGUGGUCGACUUUACAAUGACAGAUCUCGCAAAUGGUAUGGAUUUGACAUAUAUGCAUGAUGACUCAGAAAAUAUGGAGGACAGUUUUACCAUCCAGUUGACUGAUGGUAGGCACCAACUCCACAGACAAGUGAUGGUUAAAGUACUGCCAGUUAACGACGAGCAGCCUCAUGUCAUAAGGAACAAUGGACUCCAGGUGGAGCCAGGAGAGGCUAGGCUUAUAUCCAGUGUAUCACUCUUUGCACAGGACAGUGACACUCCUUCUUCAGAAGUCAUGUACAUAUUCAAGAGUGUUCCUACCCAAGGACUACUUCAGAUUAAGGAAGGUCAGGACUGGGUGACACUGACAGCCGGGAAGAACUGCACUCAGGAUAAGGUGGACAUGAACCUUCUGCGCUACUUGCAUACAACUCUGCAUGGCACAAAAACACAGGAUUUCUUUGUCUUCUACUUGCUGGAUGGAGAGAAUCAAUCACCACCACAGCACUUCCACAUAUCUGUCAGAGAUCUUGAAAAAGGAAAUAUUGCUCUCUUUGUGAAGCCAGUCAACGUCAGCCGUGGGGAUCGUGUGGUUCUCACCACAGAUGUGCUGUUAGCCACGGAUGGCACAGACAAGCCUGAGGAGCUUCUGUAUGUCAUCACCGACCUUCCUCGUCACGGACACAUAGAGUACAUUAAACAUCCCGGAGUGGCCAUCACCACUUUCAGCCAGAUGGACAUAGCAGCCAACCUUGUGGCUUACAUGCAUGACAACCGUGCCAGCACACCCACAGAAACCUUUCAGUUUGUUGUGAGCAAUGGGAAGAUCAGCCGAAAUGGAAGUCUUGAGAUUGCAGUGGAAAUGGUGGAUCGCAUCCUGCCAUCUCUGUCCUCCAACAAGGACCUCUCAGUCCCGCAGGGUUCCUCCAUAAUUCUGGGUCCUGACUGCCUGGCUGUGUCUGACCCUGACACUCCACCCAGUGCCCUGACCUUUGUUCUCCUUCAACCUCCACAGUAUGGCAGGCUGCUUUUAGGUGGUGCCACCCUAACUGCUGGGUCAAGCUUCACCCAGAGAAACAUAGAGGAGUUGGCAGUAACAUAUAAACAUGAUGGGGGGCCAUCUCAGAUCGACCGAUUUGCCUUCACUGCCUGUGACAGCACCAAUCGAGGCUUCCUAGUGGAUGGGCGAUUACAUAUAGCACCUGUGUUCUUCACAAUUCAGAUCAAGCUUUUGGAUAAGUCACCUCCUGAGGUUGUCAAGCUGCUCCCUCUUUGGAGAGCAGAGACCUUAGGUGAUGGACGACAUGGGAUCUUUCUGUCAUCUCAUGAGCUGAAGGCCCAGGACAGUGAUAGCACAGAAGAAGAGCUGAUAUUCUGCAUCGUUCGCCAGCCUCACUUUGGUUACCUUGAAAACAUUACCACAGGAGGUUUUGUACCACAGCGUUUCUCUCAGAAGGAGCUGAACAAGAGAACUAUUGUGUACAUCAUCAACACAGAAAGAGAGUCUCUCUCAGACAGCCUAGAGUUCAGGGUGUCUGAUCCUUUGGGGAACACUGGGCCCUCUCACAUACUUGAAUUCAGCUGGUCCGCGGUGGAGCUGUCUCAGCAUGAGUAUUUUGUGUGUGAGGAGCAGGGAACUGUCUCGCUGGACAUUAUCCGAAAAGGAAAUUUGGCAGAGUCCUCAUAUGUCACUGUUAAGGUACAGGAGGUGACUGCAACAGCUGGAAAAGAUUUCCUCAUAAGCAGUUCUUCCCUGAUUCAAUUUGAUCCAGGAGUGUCAGAGAGAAGCUGGCAAACGGAGAUCACUCAGGAUCACCUUGAGGAGCCUGAGGAGAUAUUUGAAGUGCUGCUGAUUUCCCCAGAAGGCACAGUGAUUGGCAGCAUCUACAAGGCUCAAGUCACCAUCAGAAAGUCAGAUAGUAAGAUGGGAGGAGAGUGCCAGCUGAACCAUGAUGGGGAUUCUCCUGUUCUUGGAGGAAAAGAGAUCCGGUUAGAUGCAUACCCCCAGCAUGGAUCCAUUCAACUAGAAAAACUGCCCCUUGGAACAGAUUCAGUAAUCUGGACUCGUGGAGACAGCAUCUCCAGGCCUGGAACAGACGUCCCAAAAAAGAAACUCAAAGUUAUAGGCAAUCCAAAGUCUAUUGCACCUUCAUCAGUUUUUCACAACGGAACAGACAUUAUUUACACGUAUCAUGGGAUCCUGCAAAUGCAAGUAGAAGACGACACUUCCCCAUUGAGGAAGGGCAGAAAGGCAAACAUCCGGGUGGUUAGCAGGAGAGCACAGCAGCAGGCUUCAGCAGUGCAAACUACGUCAAAGUCGGAUCCUCGCAGAAAGAACUCAAAAGCACAAACAACUGGACUGGCUAAAGGACAUGCUACAGCUGAUAACUUCAUAUCCAAGCCCUGUGUACCAGAACUGAUGGGGCUCCUGCAUUUCAACCAGACCACCAAUCAGCUUUUUCACUGCAAUGGUGUUUCCUGGAAACCCUGGGCACCAACUGAUCAGAUGGUGAGUGCUCAGAUGUGUCCUCAGGGCUGGACCUUUCAUGGAGGCCACUGUUACACCCUCAGCACUGAGCACAAGGUCACAUGGAACAUAGCUAACAGGGCCUGCAGGGAGAGAUAUAAAGGCACUUUAGCAAGUAUUCUCUCUAAAGUUGACAUGGACUGGCUGUGGGACUUCAGUGGAAGAAAACCAUUUUGGAUAGGCCUGAAUGACAGGGAGGGUCGAGGACGCUGGGAGUGGGUUGGUGGGGAGCCGGUCAGCUACACUAACUGGAAAAAGACACCCCCUCAGUCCAAAAUCAAGGGAAGCAAAAAGUGCGUCCUGGUGUGGAGAAGGGCAAAGUGGGAAAUCAGGGACUGUAAAAUAAGUAGAGGUCAUCGCUUUGUGUGUUCAGUAAAAACCUGAGUAGUGAAUAGACAUUGUGUGCCACAAGACAGCUAUGAGGCACUGUGUUGUUUCAGAAGAUUUCAGGAGGAAGGAAUGAUCCUCUGGACAAUUAAACUGCAAUAAAAGACAUCUCUCCAAUAAGGAUCAAUGGGAACCUUUCUGGAACUCUUCAUAUACUCUUCAUACUCUUCAUAAUUACAAUGAACUUUGUAACAAUUAUUGUGUCUUCAAGUAACCUCCAACAUUAAGUGUUGUUGUUUACACUGCAUUUAUUCUAACUAACCACUUCAAGUAUUGUUAUAUAUGUAAAAUAAAUUUUUAUAAAUGUAUUUAGUGUUUAUUUCAGAUAAAUCCAAGGCCAGAUUACUGACAAAAGCCCUUGACUGCCCUUGUCUGUUUAUUGAUAUACAUUACCUAUGGCAUCCAGUAUCAAAAUCUAAUUUUAUGGCUUUUACUGUUUUAACUUAUAUUAUGCUUACAUUGUACAUAUUCAGAAAUUAAUUUCUGUUUAAUCAAAUUACCAAAACCUAACUGACACACAGUUUUCUCUCAGAGUGCUGUUGGGUUUCCAUGUCUACAGGCAAAGUAUAAUGAAAAUGCCUUGUAUCGUGUGCUCUGUGUACUGUACUUCACUGUAUAUUCUAACAAGUUCAAUUUACUUAAAGAAAUUUAGAAAACGAUCACCGUAAAGUAAGUAAACGAACUAAAUUGUGUGAAGUAGUGUGAGAUUAUUAUAUUUAAGUGAGCUUUACUUGUUUUUGAAGUUGUAAGAACUUAAUGUAUCUCAGUACAGUUAAAUUCAAAUCAAGUUGUUGCAACUCAAA